This is a messenger RNA of Dermatophagoides farinae (American house dust mite), 2342 nucleotides long. Its product is annotated as DnaJ heat shock protein family (Hsp40) member A4-like. NCBI's taxonomy places the organism in Eukaryota, Metazoa, Arthropoda, Arachnida, Sarcoptiformes, Pyroglyphidae. Gene Ontology annotation, biological process: protein folding; response to heat. The record is from RefSeq and is a predicted model, not a curated record. Gene Ontology annotation, molecular function: Hsp70 protein binding; ATP binding.
CGUCGUAAUUUAACCACCACCACCACCACCACCAUCAUCAUCAUUUAUAUUUGUUCGGUUUGAGUUGUGUUUAUUCCUUUUUCUGCUCUCUUUGUGUGUCUUGGUUUUUAUUUUAUUUCAUUUCACUUCGUUUCGUUUGGAUUACAAUCUAUAUAUCGAGUAUAAUAUAGUAAAACGCGCACACAAUUAUUAUUUUGGUCUUUAUUACAUUCGGCGAUUUUAUUAUCAUCACAUCAAAUUAUUAAAAUCAUUACUUGGAAAGAAGGUAAUCCAUAAUCAAAAUUAUCAUCUACGACACACACACACACAUAUUGCCUUCAUUGUAUUAUCAUCAUCAUCAUCAUCAUCAAACGAUUGUUGUUGUGUUAUAUUUAUUGUGUGGCUGAUUGUUUUAAAAAUUGCACAUCGCAAAUAAAUUUCUUAUUGCUUAUCUCUUCCUGUACUGAUCGGUCGUUUUUUUUUACUCAACGCUUGGAUUUGAUUCAACACCAUCAUCACCACCACCACCACCAGGCAUACUAUAAGUAAACGAAUUCAAGUUCGACUUGACGAUUCAAAUAAUCAUCAUCAUAUUAAAACAGCGUCACCAAAAACGUUUUUUAUUCUUAAAUUAAAUUAACAAUAUAACAUAUUGUUACCACUACACUGGUGUUUAAAAAUAUUCCGAUUCAAAGUCGAUUCUUGAACAAAAUUUGUUUGUAUCAGAAAAAAUGGUCAAAGAGACAGCUUAUUACGAAUUACUUGGUGUAUCACCAACAUGUUCACAGGAUGAUCUGAAAAAAGCAUACAGAAAAUUGGCACUCAAAUAUCAUCCAGAUAAAAAUCCAAAUGAAGGUGAACGAUUCAAGGCAAUAUCGCAAGCAUAUGAAGUAUUAGCCAAUGAGGAAAAACGUCGAUUAUAUGAUAUGGGUGGUGAGAAAGCAAUCAAAGAAGGUGGUAUGGCUUCAGCAACAUCACCAAUGGAUAUAUUUGACAUGUUUUUCGGCAUGGGUCGAUCAAAACGUGAUCAUGGGCCACGAAAAGGAAAGGAUAUGCAUUUUGCAUUGAGCGUAACAUUGGAAGAACUUUAUAAUGGAUCAACACGUAAACUUCGUGUUUCUCGUAAAGAGAUAUGUGAAGGUUGUAAAGGAUCUGGUACUCGUGCACCUGGUAUCAGCCCCGAAGCAUGUACUACUUGUCAUGGAACUGGCAUGCAAAUUCGUGUUGAACGUCUAAGAAAUAAUUCCAAUUUCAUUCAACAAAUUCAAUCUGUUUGUAGCGAAUGUCAAGGAAAUGGUGAAAAAAUUGCUGCUAAAGAUCGUUGUAAAAAAUGUACUGGAACUAAGGUCAUCAAGAAUUCAACAUUAUUAGAGGUUCAUAUUGAUAAAGGUAUGAUUGAUGGACAGAAAAUUGUAUUUUCCGGUGAAGCCGAUCAAGAUCCUUCAUAUGAACAACCGGGCGACAUUAUUGUUAUUUUGGAACAAAAAGAUCAUGAAGUUUUCAAACGAAGCAACGGUACCAAUCUAGUGAUGUCAAUGAAAAUCAAUUUAACUGAAGCAUUAUGUGGUUUUCAAAAAACAAUCACCACUUUGGAUAGUCGGACAUUAUUGAUUACAAGCUAUCCUGGUGAAGUAAUCAAACAUGGUACUAUUAAAUUUAUUGCUGGUGAAGGUAUGCCAACAUAUAGAAAUCCAUUCGAAAAGGGUAAACUUAUUAUAAAUUUUACCGUUGAUUUUCCGGAUAAAAUUGAUUCUGCAAUUAUUCCAAAAUUGGAACAAUUGUUACCUGAAAGACCGAUUCAAGAUAUUCCAAUGAAUGAUGUUGAAGAAGUAAAUCUACAUGAUUAUACUAUGCAUGAUGAAGAACGUUCACGACAUAAUCAUCGUGAAGCAUAUGAUGCAUAUGAAGAAGAUGGUGAUAUGAAUCAUGGACCAGGUGUGCAAUGUGCCACACAUUAAAUUUUCACACACACACACACACACACAUCAUCAUCAUCAUCAUACAACACAACAACAACAACAAAAGGCAUAAACUAAAAAAACCUCGAGUAUAUCAAUUCUAAAUUUUUCAUUCAUCAACAAUAUGAAAUGUGUGUGUGUGUGUGUGUGUGGGUGCGUUCGUUGUCUGUAAGCAUCAAAAUAACCCAAUUAGUAAAAUGUCUUCAAAUCGUAAUUCUGAAACACACACACACACCAUACACUAAUUUACAAUGAAUGAAAUUUUUAUAUUUAGCUUUAUUUGUGAAUGAUGAUCGAUCGAUGAUUGAUUGAUUGUAUGAAUGAAUGAAUGAAAAAACAAUAAUAAAAACAAUUCAAUUCAUAGAUCUGAUUUCUCAUUCUGAUGAUUUCUUUCUCUCUCUCUCU